GUCUAAUUUUCAACAGUAUUCCAUUACUUUAUUUAUUUAAGUCGAAAACUCCAUUAGUUUAUUUAAUUUCCUUGUGGGGCUUGCACCCUGUGGCGGUAUAAAAAGGAGUCCCCGCCGGAAGCUGUUUUCCUCCAACAACAUCACCCUCCCUUUCCGUCUUCACAUCCCUUUCAUAACCGUCUCUUCUGUUCUCACAAAACCAUCACAAAACCCAAACCUCGCCACGUGAAUCUCGUGAUCCACCUCGUGAGUCGUGAUCAUCAAUUCGUGUGGCUCUCAACAAUCUCUCGAUCAUUCGCAUUAAUGCCGUAACCGUUUUUUAUACACACAACAAACAACACGACGUCGUUAAGCAACGAUCGCAGAUUCAGAAAUAGAAACAAUAUAUCUGGAAACGCGAUCGGUGAAAUGAGCGGGAAUAAGAAGGGGAAGAAAGUGGUGGUGACGGAGGAGGAGGAGAAGGAGGACGAUCAGAAGCAGAUUACGACGGCGGCGGCAUCGUGUUUGAGAUCUGCUUCUUCGUCGUCGACGUCGUCUUCGGAUGGGAGAGAAUACGAGGUGCAGGAUCUGCAUGAACGGUUGAGAUCGUCUAGAGGGAGCAGGUUCGAUCUGAUAGAGAAGGAGUUGGGACUUACGACUUGGAGGAAGUUCAGCAGCCAAGCGCUUCUCAAUGAAAUCAGAGGCUUCUCCAGAGACUUCGUUAUCCAUCCUGAUAACAGUUUGUAUAAGGCAUGGGUGAAAUUCAUUGUGUUAUGGGCAGUGUACUCAUCCUUCUUCACACCAUUGGAGUUUGGAUUUUUUCGCGGUCUUCCAGAGAAUCUCUUCAUACUGGACAUCAUUGGGCAGAUAGCUUUUCUUGUGGACAUUGUUUUGCGUUUCUUUGUUGCUUACAGAGACGACCAAACCUAUCGUAUGGUCUACAAGCGAACCCCUAUUGCUCUGCGGUAUCUAAAAUCUGGCUUUAUCUUUGAUUUUCUUGGAUGUAUGCCCUGGGACCUCAUCUACAAGGCUUGUGGACGCAGAGAGGGAGUGAGGUAUCUUUUGUGGAUCAGAUUAUUUAGGGCGCAGAAAGUCGUGGAUUUUUUAUACAAUAUGGAGAAGGAUAUACGCAUCAAUUACAUAAUUACUCGGAUUGUGAAACUCUUAGUGGUUGAACUCUACUGCACCCACACAGCAGCUUGCAUUUUCUACUAUUUGGCUACUACACUACCUGAAUCUCAAGAGGGGUACACAUGGAUAGGAAGCUUAAAACUUGGUGAUUAUAGUUAUUCAAAGUUCAGAGAAAUUGAUCUAUGGAAGCGCUACACGACAUCCUUAUACUUUGCUAUUGUUACAAUGGCUACUGUUGGCUAUGGAGAUAUACAUGCAGUAAAUUUGAGGGAGAUGAUAUUCAUAAUGAUAUAUGUUUCAUUUGACAUGAUUCUUGGUGCUUACUUGAUUGGUAACAUGACAGCUUUGAUUGUCAAGGGAUCAAAGACUGAAAAGUAUAGGGACAGGAUGACAGAUAUUUUGAGAUAUAUGAACAGAAAUAGACUAGGAAGGGAUGUCCGUGAACAAAUUAAAGGCCAUGUGCGCUUACAGUUCGAGAGCAGAUAUACUGAUUCUGCUCUCCUUCAUGAAAUCCCCAUGUCUAUUCGAGCUAAGAUAUCCCAAACAUUGUAUUUGCCUUACAUUGAAAAGGUUUAUCUUUUUAAAGGCUGCUCUUCAGAAUUCAUCAAUCAGAUUGUAAUUAAGCUCCAUGAGGAAUUCUUUCUUCCGGGGGAAGUUAUAAUGGAACAAGGAAAUGCUGUAGAUCAACUAUAUUUUGUCUGUCAUGGUCUACUGGAGGAAGUAGGCAUAGGUGAAGAUGGGACUGAAGAAACUGCUACACUUCUACAACCUCACUGUUCAUUUGGAGAAAUAUCUAUUCUUUGCAACAUUCCUCAGCCAUAUACUGUUCGCGUCUGUGAACUGUGCAGGGUCCUGAGGCUUGAUAAACAAUCAUUUACAAACAUCUUAGAUAUAUAUUUCUAUGAUGGAAAGAAAGUAAUGGGCAACCUUUUAGAGGGAAAAGAGUCUCUUCGAGGCAAGCAAUUGGAGUCGGACAUCACGUUUCAUAUUGGAAAGCUAGAAUCUGAACUUGCUUUGAAGGUCAAUAGAGCAGCUUUUGAUGGGGAUCUGUAUCAGCUAAAAGGUUUGAUUCGAGCAGGAGCUGAUCCUAACAAGACAGAUUAUGAUGGAAGAUCACCUUUGCAUCUUGCGGCAUCUAGAGGAUAUGAAGAUGUCACACUUUUCCUUAUUCAAGAAGGUGUAGACGUCAACAUCAAAGAUAACUUUGGGAACACGCCCUUACUGGAAGCAGUUAAGAAUGGGCAUGAUCCGGUUGCUUCUUUACUUGUAAGAGAAGGGGCCGCGAUGAAUAUAGAAAACGCUGGUAGUUUUUUAUGUACAGCCGUUGCAAGGGGAGAUUCAGAUUAUCUUAAAAGGCUUCUAUCUAAUGGGAUGGAUCCAAACUUGAAAGACUAUGAUUACCGAACCCCACUUCAUGUUGCAGCAGCUGAAGGUUUAUACUUCAUGACAAAGUUGCUCUUAGAAGCCGGUGCCAGCGUUUUUAUCAAAGACAGAUGGGGAAAUACUCCUCUUGAUGAAGCUCGGAUGUGUGGAAAUAAGAAUCUGAUCAAGCUAUUGGAAGAUGCAAAAUCAGCUCAUUUGUCAGAAUUCCCAUGUUCCCCUCAUGAAUUACUAGAUAAAAAGCAUCCAAGAAGUUGCACAGUGUUCCCUUUCCACCCGUGGGAUCCAAAAGAACAUAGAAAAAAUGGAAUUGUGUUAUGGGUUCCGCAGACCAUUGAAGAGCUAAUCAAAGCAGCAGCAGCAGAUCAUAUAGAAUUUUCUUGUGAUUCUUGUAUUUUAUCAGAAGACGCUGGUAAAAUUACUGAUGUGAACAUGAUUAAGGAUGGUCAGAAGCUGUAUUUAGUCCAUGAAACGCAUUAGGCAGUCAUAUUAUGGCUCUUAUACAACCAUUUCAUAAGAAUUAAGUUUCAUUCACACUCCUAUAUUUAAGUGGAAAUGGUGGGGAGACGAGAGAGAUAGGAAGAAAAAAGAGAGAAAGUAAGAAAUGUGAUAAGUGAUAUGAUUGAAAGAGAAGAGAGAGAUAGAAAAUAAAGGUAGAAAUGAAGUGUGAGUGUGAAUAAAUGUGGCUUCUUUUGAUGUGUUUCACUAUAGAAAUGAACACAUUAUUUGAUCUUAUUAAACGGUAUAGGUGGAGACAGAUCCUAUCAAAUUGUAUACACCAGUAAUUAAGGUCAAGUGAUGUGCUUUGAGGGCAGUACAAAAUGAUGCAUGAUAUCAAUACAAGAUUGGGUUGUACCUUGUAAGUAUCA
Messenger RNA from Lotus japonicus, 3359 nucleotides. Its product is annotated as potassium channel SKOR-like. Gene Ontology annotation, cellular component: membrane. The transcript has 13 exons. Lineage: Eukaryota; Viridiplantae; Streptophyta; Magnoliopsida; Fabales; Fabaceae. The coding region runs from base 409 to 2970 and encodes 853 amino acids. Gene Ontology annotation, molecular function: voltage-gated potassium channel activity; protein binding. The record is from RefSeq and is a predicted model, not a curated record. Gene Ontology annotation, biological process: potassium ion transport; transmembrane transport.